CAACUUCUUAUUUGUUAUUUAGAAUAGUGAAAUCUGUAUGCUCUUCAAUAAAGUUUAUCCUCCUGUAGACGAGCGGCAUUAUUAAUGUUUUUUGUGUGUACAAAAAUAUUCUAAACCUUCAACAUUUAAGACUUUUGUUGACUAAUAGAAGAGAAGGCGGAUAGAGCUGUGCAGUGUCCGUAUCCGUAUCAUUUUUAAGUAGUAUUUGUGCUAAUAUAAAUACAAUGCGUUACGGACAACGGAAGCGAGCAAUUUCGUUUCAAAACGAAAACUAACGAGUUAUCAGAAGCACGUGAUCACAUGCUCAUCGCGCUUUAGAAAUGAUCGUUCAAAGCGAGCGGUAAAAGCUCGUAUGAGUCGUAUGCGACAAAAGGCGCGCGAGCGCAGUGCAGCCUUUGCCAGCGGAGGUUCGAUCGAGUAAGAUUCAAACAGUAGUGGCAAGACAAUCCCGCGCAACGGUCGGCUCGCGCAAGCGCGUCGCGUUCCACUCUCAUGUCCAACAUGAAUGCAAGAACUAUUGUAAUAUUGUUAUUUACUAUUUGCAAAUAUGCUGAUGCCCAGAAGCCGGUUAUCCCGGCGCCGGCGCCGGUGGAAUGCCCGUCGCUGGAAAACGGCGACAGUUACACACAGUCAGAGUUCCUGUCGCGGCUCGCGCACGAGUGCCGCUACGACCGCCUGCUGCUGCCCACAUAUCAGACGCCUACCGACGUGGUGUACGUGCACGCCAGCGCCUAUGUCUACUUCAUCCAGCCCGCGGAAGCGCAUGAUUUGAACUUCAAAUUGCAUUUCCUCCUGCAAUUAAGAUGGACCGAUGCUCGGCUUGCCUACGCUCUUUACUCCCCUGAGCGCACCAGAAUCAUCGGCGAAAACGACCUACGGCAGCGGAUAUGGGUCCCCCACCUGUACAUGUCCAACGAGCAGUCGUCCAGCCUCAUGGGGACGGACAGCAAGGAUGUGCUGAUCUCCAUAGCACCUGAUGGCGAGGUGCUGUUCAGCAGACGCAUGCAAGCCGUACUCUAUUGCUGGAUGAACCUGCAGAAGUUCCCGUUUGACGACCAAACUUGUUCGAUGAAUCUCGAAAGCUGGAAAUACAACGCAUCUAGUUUGCGCAUCAUGUGGGAAAGAGACAACCCCGUGCAUCUCUCAUCUGAGCUGCAUCUCACGGAGUACUCUCUCAUUGACUACUGGACCAAUGAAUCGGUCGUUCGAGGCGAUAUUGUAAAUAUGCGGCUGGGGGGAGGUAGAUCUGGAAACUACAGUGCCCUAAAGUUCACGUUUAAACUGGGUCGAGAAGUGGGCUACUACCUCAUGGACUACUUCAUUCCCUCCAUGAUGAUUGUCGCCAUGUCAUGGGUCACCUUCUGGUUGCAGGCUGACGCCUCUGCUCCUAGAAUAACGUUAGGCACCAGCACGAUGCUGUCGUUCAUUACGCUGGCCUCCUCACAGGCCAAAACGCUGCCAAAGGUGUCCUACAUCAAGGCCAGUGAAAUUUGGUUCUUGGGUUGCAUCGGUUUCAUCUUCUCGGCUUUAGUAGAGUUUGCAUUUGUUAACACAAUUUGGCGAAGAAAGAAAGUAGUCAACCUGAAGAAAGUGAAUAGUAAAUACAUUCUGAAGAGCACGUUAACGCCCCGGCUUGCUCGGAAGGAGCUCCAGAAAGAGCUGCAGGAGUCCUCGCCGCAGCUCACCAAAUCGCGCUCCUGCUCGUCGCUGCAGCGGGAAACCAGCGCCGACCCGGCGGGCCCUGGAUUUAAUAAUUACCUCACUGUACAUAGUUUCCCGUCCGCCCUGAACUUGCCGACGAUCACGACGCAGAGCUAUGACGAGCUGACGGGCGGCGCGCCGCCCAGCGACGGCUCCGACGAGCCCAAGCACACCUGGACCACCAUGACCCCGCAGGAGAUCGCCACGUGGAUCGACAAGCGAUCUCGGGUCCUCUUCCCCUUGCUGUUCUUAGUCUUCAAUAUUCUUUAUUGGACCUUCGUGUAUUGCCUUUGAAUACGUCGAUUAGGAAAUUUUGGAACUGGAGGUUGUAGGGUAAACUGCCAGUAUUGAUACAACCGAUUUUCGCCUUUACAGACUUAAUAUUGGAUAGUGAGUGUCACAUAAUGGUGACGAACUUUUUAAUAGAUAAGAAACGGGUUUAAACUCGAAUAUAGACACGAAAAUCAACCGAGGGGUAUUUCGCGAGAGUUCUAUCUAGUCUAGACACAUGGAAGAAAAUGAGAAAUACCCCAAAAUAACUAUUUAUGAAUGCGGGAAUAGCACGAUGCACGAUAAUGUUUAAUAGGUUACUGAUUACGAUUUACGUUAAUUGUAAAUCUAAAUCAGUAGUUUCGGUAAGAAUAUUUUGUGUUAAUGAUAUAAGAUAUUGUGAUAUGAAUGCAGCAUCGUUUAAAUGUAAUCAAAACGUCAAUAAGCAUAAACCAGAGUUUUACAUUGGUACUGGUUCCUAAAUUGAGAAGUCUAUAGAAUAAACAAAGCCGUGAAAAAAAAAGUCUUACUUAUAACGAUUCCGUGGGCUUUCGAUUCCAUUAUUAGAGUAAAAACUUUGUAUUCUCUGCUAUUAUGAGAUUGUUUAUCAUAAACUGUAAAAAAUACAAGAAAAAAAGUAUCUAAGGAGUUAAAUAUUAAUGCUAUGGCCAUAUAAUUUAUACCCAAAGAUUUGUUGUUCCUUAUGUUUCACAAAUUUAGAACCCUUGCCCAGUAGAUUAGGAUAGUUAUACAUAUUUAAUAACAUACCUAACAGGUUUUUUGUGGUUGAAUUAUAUUGCGGAAAAGGUAACAUUUCAAAUGUUAAAAAAAGUGUGAUUAAGUACCUAUAAUGUAAAAAAUUGUGAGUUUGUUCAAAGUUACCCCGCAUAUAGCUACCAAACCAUUAUUUUAUCAUAUAUUUCAAGAAUUAAGUAUUUGAAAAAGUGUUUGAUCCACUAAAGUACAAGACAAGCAUAGUUGAUUUAUCUGGGGUAAGGGAAACACUAGCGUAGUAGGAUUCCAAUUUUUGUCACAGCAUUAAAUAUCAAUUUUAAUACAUUUUUAUAGAAUUUAUGUCACUACAUUAUAAUUUUAGUUUAAAUCAAUCAUCAUAAAAUCCAUUCCAAUGUUCCUUUGCCGGGGCAAAUGUAUGGCCCGUUGCCAUAAACGACAAAUUAAGCAGGGGACUAAACGUGUUUUAACAGAAACGACUAGUCUAGAUCAUUUACCAGCCUGUAUGUGUAACUGUCAGUGUCUAUUUAGAUACACGUUUAUAUUUAGAGCGUUUCUCUUUCCCCUGACAUUAACUAUUAUAGUAUGUUAUUUAUUAAGAGUAUAUUUAUGUUCUAAGUCCGAUUUAUACAUUUGAUUGAGAUUAUUAACACCCAGUCAAUGACGUAGACGUAAGUAGUAUAUAAUAUUGUGAUCUUUAGAUAGUCAUUUAUAGCAAAGAUAUUUUGUCAUUUUAUAGUUGACGUAAGCUAUUUUAAUAAAAUUUAUUAUUAAUGUA
Molecule: messenger RNA, 3481 nt
Organism: Cydia pomonella (codling moth)
Lineage: Eukaryota; Metazoa; Arthropoda; Insecta; Lepidoptera; Tortricidae
Product: pH-sensitive chloride channel 2-like
Exons: 8
Coding region: 493-1995 (500 amino acids)
Biological process (GO): regulation of membrane potential; chloride transmembrane transport; nervous system process
Cellular component (GO): membrane; synapse; neuron projection
Molecular function (GO): transmembrane signaling receptor activity; extracellular ligand-gated monoatomic ion channel activity; neurotransmitter receptor activity
Source: RefSeq, a predicted model, not a curated record